CUAUGGCAGAGUGAGGAGUAAAUGGCUCAGAGUAUCCGCGGUGGAAACCGACCUAAACACUGGUCUGGGAACUGAUAAACAAACACAACAAAGCGCGGUGCGUAAAAGCUUUCCACGGCGCAGUUGUGUGUGCCAGUUGUCCAAGAAGCCAAGAAGACUCCGACGGGGUUUUUUUUUUCCUUUUUCUUUUUUUGGUUGUUUAUUUUUGUGUGUGUGAAAAACGAGGAUAUCUUAAUUGGACAUGUGAGUUACGGGAGUUAACAAGACAAGCAGCCUUUCUACAAAGAUGAAGUUCCCCGCCUGCGUCCUAGUCACUUUGGUGGUGAUCCGAUCGAGUGCAGCACAGUCAGUUUGUCCUGGCACCGAGAACAAGCUGAGCACCCUGUCUGACCUGGACCAGCAGUACCGAACCCUCAAGAAGCUCUACGAGAACUGUGAAGUUGUCAUGGGCAAUUUGGAGAUUACCAGCAUCGAUCGAAACCGCAACCUCUCCUUCCUCAAGUCAAUCAGAGAAGUGACCGGCUACGUGUUGGUGGCUCUCAACCAGUUCGACUACCUGCCGCUGGAGAAUCUACGGAUCAUCCGCGGCACCAAACUGUACGAGGAACGCUAUUCUUUGGCCAUCUUUCUCAACUACAGGAGGGACGGGUACUAUGGCCUGAGGCAGCUGGGCCUGCGCAACCUCACAGAGAUACUGAAUGGGGGUGUCUACGUUGACCAGAACAAAUUCUUGUGCCAUGCGGACACCAUCCAUUGGCGUGACAUUAUCAAGAACCCCCAGGCUGAACUGCUGGUGGUACCAUCCAACAACAGCAACCUCGGAUGCAGACGCUGUCAUCGCUCAUGUAACGGACGCUGCUGGGGCCAUCAGGAAGACCAGUGUCAAACCUUGACAAAGACGGUGUGUGCAGAGCAGUGUGACGGUCGAUGCUUCGGGCCUUACGUCAGCGACUGCUGCCAUCGCGAGUGCGCCGGCGGCUGCUCGGGCCCCAAGGACACAGACUGCUUUGCUUGCACCAAUUUCAACGACAGCGGAGCAUGUGUGACCCAGUGCCCACAGCCGUUCGUGUACAACCCCACAUCUUUUCAGCUAGAGCACAACCCCAGAGCCAAGUACACCUACGGAGCCUUUUGUGUCAAGAAAUGUCCACAUAAUUUCGUGGUGGACCACAGCUCCUGUGUCAGAGCGUGUCCCAGCAACAAGAUGGAAGUGGAGGAGAACCGCAUCAAAAUGUGCAUCCCCUGUACCGACAUCUGUCCUAAAGUGUGUGAUGGCAUAGGGACGGGCAGCCUGCAAGCAGCUCAAACAGUGGAUGCCAGCAACAUUGAAAAAUUUGUCAACUGCACCAAAAUCAAUGGCAACCUCGUCUUCCUCAUUACUGGUAUUAAAGGGGACAUGUAUCAUGGCAUUGGACCUAUGGACCCAGAGCGUCUUAACGUGUUCCGCACUGUGAAAGAGAUCACAGGUUAUCUCAACAUCCAGUCUUGGCCUGAAAACAUGACAGAUCUGAGUGUUUUUUCGAACCUGGCAACUAUUGGAGGUAGAUCUCUUUACAGUGGAAGCGGCAUUUCUCUGUUGAUCUUGAAGCAGCGUUGGAUAUCCUCGCUUCAGUUCCAGUCACUGGACGAGAUCAGCGCCGGAAACGUAUACAUCUUCAACAACAGCCACCUGUGCUUCUACAACACUGUAAACUGGACGGCUCUCUUCAGGACGCCGAGCCAGAAAGUCCUUGUCCGCAACAACCGAGAUCCGAAGGAAUGCACUCAGCAGCGAAUGGUGUGUGAUCAGAUGUGUUCAGACGACGGGUGCUGGGGCCCGGGGCCUGACCAGUGUCUUUCCUGCCGAUAUUUCAGACGAGGCCGCAUCUGUGUUGAGUCUUGCAACCUCUUUGAUGGGGAAGUGCGUGAAUUUGCCAAUGGAUCUGUGUGCCUGGAGUGUGAUAGCCAGUGUGAGAAGAUGGAUGGGAACACCAUGACAUGUCUUGGCCAGGGCCCGGACCAAUGUGUAAAAUGCCUCCACUUCAAAGAUGGACCCAACUGUGUGGAGAAGUGCCCUGAUGGGUUGCAAGGGGCCAACAGUUUCAUUUUCAAAUACGCCAAGGCCAACAACGAGUGCCAUCCUUGCCAUGCCAACUGCACCCAGGGGUGUGUCGGGCCAAGACUCCAAGAUUGUGUUGGGAUGAUGGACAGGACACCACUAAUAGCAGCUGGCAUUAUCGGCGGCCUAUUCAUCAUCGUCAUCCUGGCACUCAGCGUGGCCGUUUAUGUUCGGCGCAAAAGCAUCAAGAAGAAGAGGGCCUUGCGACGCUUCCUGGAGACGGAGCUGGUGGAGCCACUGACCCCCAGUGGAACAGCCCCUAACCAGGCUCAGCUGCGGAUCCUGAAAGAAACAGAGCUGAAGAGGGUCAAGAUUCUGGGAUCGGGGGCUUUUGGAACAGUCUACAAGGGCAUCUGGGUCCCAGAGGGCGAGACAGUGAAGAUCCCUGUGGCCAUAAAAAUCCUCAACGAGACCACCGGCCCUAAAGCCAACGUGGAGUUCAUGGACGAGGCCCUGAUCAUGGCCAGCAUGGAGCACCCCCACCUGGUGCGUCUGCUGGGCGUCUGCCUGAGCCCCACCAUUCAGCUGGUCACCCAGCUCAUGCCCCACGGCUGCCUCCUUGACUAUGUGCACGAGCACAAGGACAACAUCGGAUCGCAGCUGCUGCUCAACUGGUGUGUCCAAAUCGCCAAGGGGAUGAUGUACCUGGAGGAGAGGAGGCUGGUCCACAGGGACCUGGCGGCCCGGAACGUGCUGGUGAAGUCGCCCAAUCACAUCAAGAUCACCGACUUCGGCCUGGCGCGGCUGCUGGACGCCGAUGAGAAGGAGUACAACGCAGACGGGGGCAAGGUUGGUAUGCCCGUUAAAUGGAUGGCUCUGGAAUGCAUUCACUACAGGAAGUUCACCCAUCAGAGUGACGUGUGGAGUUAUGGAGUGACCAUCUGGGAGCUGAUGACAUUCGGAGGCAAACCGUACGACGGCAUCCCCACGCGAGAAAUCCCAGACAUUCUGGAGAAAGGGGAGCGUCUGCCCCAGCCUCCCAUUUGCACCAUCGAUGUCUACAUGGUCAUGGUCAAAUGCUGGAUGAUUGACGCGGACAGCAGGCCAAAGUUCAAGGAGCUGGCUGCUGAGUUCUGCAGAAUGGCCCGUGACCCCCAGCGGUACCUAGUCAUCCAGGGAGACGACCGCAUGAAGCUUCCCAGCCCCAAUGAUAGCAAGUUCUUCCAGAGCCUUCUUGACGAAGAGGACCUGGAUGACUUGAUGGAUGCUGAGGAGUAUCUUGUGCCUCGAGGUUUUAAUGCGGCUCCUCUGUCAUACACAACCAGGCCCCGGGUGGACUCCAACAGAAACCAGUUUGGCUAUCGAGAUGGUGGUCCAAACCCUGCAGAGGGCUCUAUGGCAAGUGCUCAAGCCUGUGCGAACCAGGAAGCCACAGGCAGUGGACCAGUUCCGGCCCUGGAGGACCAACGCUGUAAUGGGAGCCUGCAUAAGAAGAGCUUGAGCCAGGCUGGGGCAGAGGACAGUGUUGGCCAGAGGUACAGCGCUGACCCCACCAUCUUCCUGGGGGAGAGGGCGUCCAGAGGGGACACUGAUGAGGAUGGAUACAUGACACCCAUGAAGGACAAGACUUCCUCAGAAUACCUGAAUCCCAUUGAGGAAAACCCGUUUGUCUCACGACGUAAAAAUGGUGAGAUCCACGCCUUGGAUAACCCAGGCUACCACAGCACACCCAACAGCCAGCCCAAAGGAGAGGAUGAAUACAUCAACGAGCCGCUCUACCUCAACACCUUCCACAGCCCUGCUGAGCUGGGCCUGGAAGCCCUGAGGAGAAAUGGUCUACCCCUACCCACCCAUCCUCCUUCUUCGAUCUCAGCCACAACUUCAGGCUCCCACCUCCCGCUUACCAUCCAGACCAGUCUGCCCCACUACCCCCUCCCUUUGGCCCAGCCUUCUCCAUCUGGCAUGCCUUGCCACCAUGGCCCACCAACCCACAUCCUCCACACCCACCACACCAUCAAACCUGCAGGACAACCUGGCAAUCCAGGUGGCAGCUCCGCCAGCCAGAGCCAAACAGGAACUACUGCCCAAGCCCAGGUGUGUCAGUCAGGUGCCCUGUCCACUUCGGCCACCAUUGGGCACGGCAGCCUGCCAGCGUACCAGAGCCACGCCACCACGCACCCCGCCAGCUUGCUGAAGCAUGGUGGGCUGACAUCAGGGAAAGUCAGCGGGAAGAAGCUGAAGGUGACCUUUGACAAUCCAGAAUACUGGCAGCACAGCUUGCCUCCAAAAUCAUCUAACCAGGCAGCCCCUGACGGUGCCCAGGGAGGUUCCACCAACGCCAAGCUCUUCUAUAAGCAGAACGGACACAUACGGCCGGCGGUGGCUGAAAACCCUGAAUACAUGUCUGAGUUUUCCCUGAAAUCUGGCACCGUCUUGCCACCUCCACCCUACCGGCAGCGGAACACUGUGGUCUAGAUUGUUCCACUUGACAAACGUUCCUCAAUCAGACUCUAGCCUCCAGCAACCCAGACAUCCUCUCCGGUUCCACUGUUCCACACAGAGGGGGGCAGCCACAACCAGAACCGCCCCCCAACUCUUUCCAAAUAAUGAACCAUCUGCUGUAGACUGUAGCAACAUCAGAAGGAGGUGGACUGAACCGAACCAAGCAGACCCAACUCAGACUCACGCACCUUCAAUCCAAUCCAGUCCAUUUCUGUUCUGUAGAUAGAGACUGCGCUCCAUGUCACUGAGAAUGUGAAGGUUAUGGUAGUUUUUGGCCGACAACGGACACAUGAUUGUCGCACAGCAGUGGAAGUACCACGUUGUCCCAGUGAGGUAGACCAGAACGACGUCAGACAAGAUGGAUUUGUCUUAGGGGACCUGAACUCACUGCCAGCCACUGCGGUGUCAGAUUCAUGAGAGGAAUGAGAUGUUUUAGUAUAUUUUGUUUUCUGGUAAAAAAAAAGGUCUGCGGAUCCGAGGAACAAAACCCUUCUGAGGGUUUCUGAAAUAGGCAAACAGACGGCGCAAAUGUCGUUUGAUGUCAAGAUGUCUUGUUAUGUGAAUGACCUUGUUGAAUGAAAUGAAACAAAAAUGAAAAAGACUUUAAUGUUUAAGGUUUAGUCAGGAGAGUGGCUUCCACUAACAUAAAAGACGGAGCACCGAAGGCUAAUCAAGCAUAUUCAAAUCGUUUUGACUAUGGGAUUAUACUGGACAUUCUCAAAUUUUCCAUCAAAAAUGUCAAACUCAUCUCAUCUUUCGACUGUAACUGUGAUACUGUGAUGGCCAAAACUACAGUGAUCCCUCCUUUCACAUUUGUAGUUCAACCAUGAACUGUUGAACUUGCCUGAAAACACACAGGCCACAUGCUGUUCUGUUGAUUUUGCUUUACUGCUGUCUACUUGGAAAAGCUGAUCAAAACCAGCUUUUUCCAAGUUAAAGGGAAAAAAUACACUGUAAACAUUUUUAUAAACACUGGUUGCAGUGCUGAGAAGAUGGAUUUUUGUACACUGGUUUUCCCUUUCAUAUCAUGAAGCUAACUAAAAUGAGUUAAGAGUGUCUUGCCAUUAGAGUGGGAGGACAUUUGGGGAAAUUGCUGUAUAUGUGGAAUAGUGUGAUGAGACCAUCCAUAAAGCAGCUGAACUCAAAAUGGUGAUCAUAGAGACAGAGAAUGAGGGAGAGAGCAAAAGAAAGAAAAACAGAGGGGAGGGAAAGUUCAUGCAAGCUGCCUAAUGAAGACCUCAAGGAAUGAACAAGACAGCACCAGCAAAGCACAGUAAAAACAGACUACUUUGUGUGUGUGUGUGUGUGUGUGUGUGUGUGUGUGUGUGUGUGUGUGUGUGUGUGUGUGUGUGUGUGUGUGUGUGUGUGUGUGUGUGUGUGUGUGUGUGUGUGUCUGUGUGUGUGUGUCUGUGUUUAUGUCAGUGUGAAUGUUUGUGUUCACAUACAAGCGAGCCAGUUUGGCCUCACAGGAAUAUCUGUGGUAAAAAGAGAUGCGGCAGAAGUCGGUGAUGACAUGCUGUCAACCUUCAGUACCACUGCUAACCAAUACUGCACUCUGUACUGGUGUGACCUCAAACAAGGCUUCCACCAUGCGACUGCAGUCAAGUAGAAAUCACUAUAUUUUUAAUGUCACCAGUUUGAAUAUAAAGCUCACUGAGUGGCCCAACAGGACAUGGACACUGUGUUCCUGCAGCCAAUUUUUAUGUAAGCUGUUGAUUAAUCAGCGGCACAUUGUAAAUCAACAGCCUGUCCAUAAUGAUUUAUUUGGCUUGGUCUGAGGUAGCAAAGAAGACCCGAACUAUUUUAAACCAUUACAUUAUUCAACAAAGAUCAAGACUGCAUAUGUGUUCUCAUUAGGCUGACUUUUAAUCUAAAGUUAGUAGCGGUAGUGCUACCCGCAGUCAUAGCUCUAUAAACUACUAAUCUAUUGACCUUGUCUUCUAGAAAUUACAUUCAUAUACAACUAAUACCUUCCAGGUUGUUUUUUUAUCAACAUAAUGAAGAAAUUAGUAAAAUGUUCACCAACAACAUAUUUUUCACAGCAAAAUAUCCAAUAUCUACUCAUAGCAAUUAUGUACAGCGUUUUAAAACUUUAUUAUUUUUAAAUGAAGGUACACAGCCCUAUUAAUAUUUAACCAUAACCAACUUCUUUUACUAACCUUUCUGUUGCAUAAACAUAACCCUAUUAAAGAUACAAACUCUGCUCUCUAACUUCUUAAUUUUGUCUGAAGUAUUCCAACCUAGUUUUACUCCUGAGAACACCAAUAGAGCACUAAUUGCCCCUUUACUCUAGAGAAUCGCUCUGGCCCUCACUACUGAUGCCUCUGCAGGCAAACUGCCAGUCAAUGCUGCUAAAAGCGCUGGUGUUACAGCCAUUAUUUCUUCCACCAAGCCAUAUUGAACACCUUUGGGUGGGAAAACACCACGAAGCUUGCCAAACUUAGGAGAUCAAGGUGAACAUUUUGUAAUGAUGGUCGCCUCAGAGGUCCUCUUGCAAUAUCUUCCUAGAAUCACAUCUUAGUCCAAUCAAUAUGAGCAAAAUCUUGUAGUUCCUGAACCUCUGGCAAGUUUUCCCAGCCAUUAUCUGUGGAACAUGAACAUUAUUGCUUUGUCAUUGUUUUUAACAGCUCUUGAUCAUUCUGUGUCGGCAGCAGAGCCUUGUCCAGGCUGUUUUCUUGUGUAGGGUGUUUAUUUGGUGUAUUUUAAUGUCUGUGUGUGCGUUUGUGUGAAAGUGUUCGUCUGAGUGAGCUUGUAUAUGUUUGUCCUCCCCAUGGAGCACUUUGAUCAAACCCGUGGGUAGAAAGAAAGGAUUUCCACCCUUCGUUACUGAAAUAUUCAACUUGUUUAUCUGGUCGUUUACCACUUCAGAAAGGAAAAGCUUUAGCAAAGGAAGGUACUGCGGCCAGGAGUUCACGAAGAAGACACAUUUUAGGAGGUGCUGACCAGCUUCAAGAAUGUCCUUGUUUCCAAGUUUUAUGUUUGCUUCAAACAGUAUGUAUAAUGCUGCUUUGAUGAUAUCAUGACUAUUUGAUGAAGGAGUAUUUUGUAGUCCCUUUUGGAGCUCUAAUUCAAUGAAAUAGAGACAGCAUUUAAUAUCAAUGUGAAAUAUUUAUAGCGCAUUUGAGCUUGUUUAUACAGAACGAUGGAAGAGUCUGCCAAAUCUGGGUUUCAAGAAGAAGAAGAAGAAAAAAAGAAGAAAUGCGCAAUGGUGGUGAAAAGAAAAACACAUGCAUUGAUUUCUCUCUUGUUUGGCCUAAAUUAUACUGCAGACCCAGGCAAAAUAUGUGUUUGUUUCAAGAAUAGAUUAGACUGAAACACUGAUGAGACGACUGGCCUCGCAUGUUCUCGAGAGCACUAUCCCAGAGACACUCAGCAACCCUCCACUUUUAAUAGAAUCUUCUCAAGAGUUUAUUGCCACAAAAGGUAGAAAAACAUUCCUGAGCAUCAAGACACAAGUUUGUCAAGUAUUGCUUUUGUCAUCUUAAGGCCUUGGUUAUCUUUCUAAAGUACCACAAUUUGUUUUCCUUCUAAAGAAGCCAUCAUUUUCUCCCUCUCUAUUAAUAUUCUUGUUUCAAACAUAUUUUGCCUUGGCAUUGACCCGUGUUUCCUGCUGCUACUUGUCUCAACCCUAAACACUCUUGUGGCUCAGAAUGCACCGUGGCAACAUGACUGAUCACUUUUUCUUAUUUUUUACUCUUUACUGUUUCCUCUCCAAGCCAAGGUGCAGAGGCAUGUAGCCAUGUUGUACUGAAGUGUAUCCUUAAAUAUUUCAUCCUCAGCAGACACCCACGUUAUAGGCUGCGAUAGAGUCUAAUGUAUAGUACAAUAUCACCUUGCAUGGUACCAAAAGUGAGUGUUUUACUGCCCUCCACCUUUGUAUCUCUUCAUUCAUGUCAAUAUUAUAUUCAAAUGUCUGUCCAGGGAGUGGACAGCGUGGAGGAAAUAACCAGAUUUUUUUACUGAAUUCAGUAGCACAAACUGGCAGACCUUAUUUCUGAAAUCUUUCAUGGUAUUUUUCGUGUAUGGUACCCUAUAUAGUCUUUUAAUAUUGAGUUUUAUUUUUUCCAUAUUAUCAAGGAUGUUUUUCCUCAAGGAAAACGACUUGAAUCUAUAUGUGUUUUUUUCCACUAUUUUUGUGUCGAUUACUGUACAAUAUUUAACAUGUUUGUCAUUGUAGCUGCAAAUUUUUAGUUGUUCUUAUCUUAAUUGCACAAAUCAUUGCUUAUGAGUGGAGGUCAUUCAUUCUCUGUGUUCAAAUGAUCAGAUCAGUAUAAAUGUACAGAAUCUUUGGGGUUUCCUCCAAAACUUAUCUAACACACUUCAACAACAAAUGUGAAUAGUAUUUUUAUAAAGCACUGAAAUGGCCGACGUGGUGAAUUUGUAAAUAAGGAGGCGACGCUUUGAAUUUAUAUGGUCUUGUCUCCUACUGCUGUUUUCUCCUGCUUAUAACAACUUGUACAAAAAGAGCCGUACAUAUUUGCUUUAUGUAAGUGUACCUUUUGACUAAUGGGAGUUUGAUUUUCAAAGUGCUUGUUGAGCCUUUCUCAUGUGAAAACUCUUGUUUGGUGGCCCUUUUUCCAGAUCUUUGUGGCUGUCCUCAUGUAAUGUUUCAGUUAAAUGUAAAAGUGGUGAUGGUGGGUAUGGGGGUGGGAAGGGGCGGGCUGUUCAAUCCACCUUGUAUCUCUGUUUGGCUUCCCCAUGCCUGCCAUGUUUCAUUCACUCAGUAUUGAGAACACCCCAGAACAAGCAAAUAAUACCUUAUUUUCCCUCUUUAUCUCUCCCUCUUUCUAAUUCCCAUACAACUGAAACCAGUGCUGCCAGCCACCCCAGAUAACCUGUGUUAUCUCCUCCGUUACUUUCUACUGGAAAUAUUACUGAGCCAAGUCAGACCUCCUCCUCCCUGAAAGGCAGAGCACAGCCUUCAUGGUACAACCCAUUUUUCAGCUCAUUUCAGAUUUGUUUUGCAUGCUUUUAGAGGAGACAUAGUAGAGAAAAGGCGUUUCUCCCCUCCUCGCCUACGUUAGCUUUCCAUACUUCCCCCAUUGUCCAAGUUAUUUGAAACCACACCCAAAGCUUUAUAUCAUAGAAAUACCGUUCCUCAUGUUUGUUACAUGAAUCUGUCAAAAGUAUAUUUUUAAUUUAAUAUAAAUAAAGAUUGAUUCAGUAUA
Messenger RNA from Dicentrarchus labrax (European seabass), 9708 nucleotides. RefSeq names its product receptor tyrosine-protein kinase erbB-4. Gene Ontology annotation, cellular component: signaling receptor complex; basal plasma membrane. Gene Ontology annotation, molecular function: ATP binding; transmembrane receptor protein tyrosine kinase activity; epidermal growth factor receptor binding. The coding region runs from base 287 to 4513 and encodes 1408 amino acids. The record is from RefSeq and is a predicted model, not a curated record. Gene Ontology annotation, biological process: multicellular organism development; positive regulation of kinase activity; positive regulation of cell population proliferation. The transcript is spliced from 27 exons. NCBI's taxonomy places the organism in Eukaryota, Metazoa, Chordata, Actinopteri, Moronidae.